UUUAAGUAAGCUAUGGAUCAUAAAAGUGGUUGUAAUCAUUCAAAUUGCAAAAUAACUAGCCCAAAUGCAUCUGUGCACCAGACACUUUCAGAAAUGGAUUGGGAAAGAGGAAUAUGGAAUGCAGCUUUUUCAGGAGACGCUGAUAGAGUGCAAUUAUUGAUUGAUAAAACCAAUAAUAUCAUAGAACUUGUAAACAGUAUUGACAAUUCUGGUUAUACUGCACUACAUUAUGCUGCACGCAAUGGACAUGAUAGAAUAUGUAGCAUACUUCUACAAAAUGGAGCACAGAUCAAUGCUUCAACUAGGAGUGGCAAAGCUACAGCUCUACACAGAGCAGCUGCAGCAGGAAAAGAAAAUACAGUAGUACUCCUUAUUAAAAGCGGAGCACGGCUAGAUUUGCAAGAUGCAGACGGUAAAACACCACUCCAUAAAGCAGCAGAAAAUCAAAAUUUUAAUAUAAUGAAUAUUUUACUAGAGGCUUGCCCUAAAUUAAGAAACAUAAGGGAUAAUAAGGAUAUCUUGGCCAUUUAAUAGAAACAAAACAUUUUAUAGGAUCCUUUUAUCAUUCAUAGUAUUACAUGUUCACUUUAAACUUCUUUAAAUCAUUUAUUUUUUAGAUGUGCAUGUCUAAGUUUAUGUAUUACUUUCAAUCCAAUUUGUACAACACUAAUGAUUAAUAAAUAUCAGAUUAAAUUCACUUUAUAUAAUAAUUUUAAAAAUAUAAACAUUUGAUAAGCAAUAGAUAUUUUAAUUCGUAAUAUAACAUUAAAUUACUAAUAUGUUUUAUACAUGGAACAUAGUAUCCCAUUUUUAAACAGUUUUUUUUUUUGUAAGUGCCUUGAUUUUAUUAAGAUUUUGUACAAAUUGAAUUGAAAUAGACUAAGUGAUAUUUUUAAUAAAAAAAAAAUGUAAUCCUAAUACCAUAUAUAAAACCAAUAGGUUUACUAUAUAGAAACCAUUCCGAUAAUAAUUUUAUAAAUUUAUCAAGUGAGUAGGUAUUUAAAAAACUUGUAUAUUAUAAAAUGAAUGUUACAAAAUGACCGUUUCAUUAUUUAGAAAAAACUUGUAAUUUUUUAUGAUACAUGAAAAUUGUAAUACAAACAUCAAAUAGGUUCCUUUGAUGAAACAUUGAUGAUUAAACAUUUACUAUUACUCACUUUUAUAUUUAUAUACAGUAUUUAUUAUCUUUAACAACAUUUAGGUAUUAUUGAAUACAUAUAUUCUUAAUAUUACUAACAAAUAAUCUGAGAUCAAAACCUAUAUAUUUCGUAAAAAUUUAACACCUUCAUCUAGAAAAAAACAUAAUUUAUAAUAUUAUAU
This is a messenger RNA of Nymphalis io (European peacock), 1320 nucleotides long. RefSeq names its product ankyrin repeat domain-containing protein 39-like. Gene Ontology annotation, biological process: negative regulation of biosynthetic process. Gene Ontology annotation, molecular function: protein binding. The transcript is spliced from 3 exons. Bases 13 to 531 code for a protein of 172 amino acids. The record is from RefSeq and is a predicted model, not a curated record. NCBI's taxonomy places the organism in Eukaryota, Metazoa, Arthropoda, Insecta, Lepidoptera, Nymphalidae.